AGGCGCUCAUGUCAGCGACGAUCAUCCCUCCUCGUUUGCGUCUCUGCUCCUUCCUCAACAGUACCCCCAACCUUCUUCACUUUCAUUCUCAAUUUCUUUCUCUGUUUCUGCAGUUUCCUCUGCAUCGACCUGUUGAUCGCGGGGACCCAGCUCGGACCAGUCACCUUCUCCGCAUUCCAGUGAACUGGCCCCGCCAAUUUCCCCCCGGCCCUUUGAUUUAUUGUCCCAGAAUUUUCGGAGCACUUUGCAACAUCGAAACAUUUCUGUUUCCCUUCCCACUCCCAGAUCCGUUAGCCGUUCGGCCCCGAUGCGGAAAUUCGGGAGGAGAACCAUUGACGGAUUAGGGACAUCCUCGGACUAACUUCUUGGCGUUUAUGUCACUACUUUACUCAUUCAGAAUCCAAUCACGAGCUACUUCUGAACUCGUUUCUCAGCUCCACAACUUAGGGUUAGGGUUUGUCGCGUUUCAGAAAUGUUUAAGAAAAUCAUGAAGGGGGGCAAGAAGCCCUCCAGGUCCGACCCUAAUGAGUCAUUGGUUUAUGGCUCCGGUCCUACAGCGAACCGCAAUUCGGCUCCGGCCCCCACCAAUGUGGUCGGUAACCAUGCCUCUCGGACUGGUGCUGCCGCAUCGGGCCCUAAUUUUAUGGCUGGUGCUCCUCCUUCGGGUACUAUCGAACCCCUUCCGAUGUUCCGCGAUGUGCCCGUCUCGGAAAGACAGAACUUGUUCCUUCGGAAGUUGAAGGUAUGUUGUUAUGUUUUUGAUUUUACGGAUACCUUGAAGUCCGCUCGAGAGAAAGAAAUCAAGCGGCAGUCACUUAUGGAUUUGGUUGACUUCAUCCAAUCCGGGUCGGGUAAAAUUUCAGAGGCUUGUCAGGAGGAAAUGAUAAGAAUGAUAUCAGUAAAUAUAUUCCGAUGCUUGCCUCCAGCAUCCCAUGAAAAUACAGGACAAGAGAUUACCGAUCCCGAAGAAGAGGAACCUUGUUUGGAACCAGCGUGGCCUCAUUUGCAGCUCGCGUAUGAGUUGCUUCUGAGAUACGUGGUGUCAUCCGAUACGGAUACUAAGGUUGCCAAGCGGUAUAUUGAUCAUUCGUUUGUGUUGAAAUUACUUGAUUUAUUUGACUCUGAGGACCCUCGGGAGCGAGAAUAUUUGAAAACCAUCCUCCAUCGCAUAUAUGGUAAAUUCAUGGUUCACCGGCCAUUUAUUAGGAAGGCAAUUAAUAACAUUUUUUAUCGUUUUAUAUAUGAAACCGAGAGGCAUAGUGGUAUUGGCGAGCUUCUGGAGAUUCUGGGGAGUAUAAUCAAUGGGUUUGCUCUGCCAAUGAAAGAGGAGCACAAGUUGUUUCUGGUGCGGGCGCUAAUACCAUUACAUAAACCUAAACCAGUUGCCGUAUAUCAUCAGCAGUUGUCGUACUGCAUCACUCAGUUUGUUGAAAAGGACUACAAGCUGGCUGAUACAGUCAUUAGGGGUUUGUUGAAGUACUGGCCAGUGACCAACUGCCAGAAGGAAGUUCUCUUCCUGGGGGAACUGGAGGAAGUUCUAGAGGCGACGCAAGCUGCUGAAUUUCAACGUUGCAUGGUUCCCCUGUUUAAAAGGAUUGCGCAAUGCCUCAAUAGCUCUCAUUUUCAGAUAAGUACUUUUACUGGACUGCUUCCUAUGUGCAGCCUUUAAAUUGUUUGAGUAAAUUACAUGAAUCUCCUCUGCGUUCUUUUGAAAUUAUGUAGAAUUUCGUUUUAUUUUCUAAACUUAGACAGACGUUUCCCAGACGCAAAAGUGAAAAUUACAAGGACCUAAGCUUUCUAAAAUCAUACAGAUCUUGAUAGAGCCCAAGCAGAGUAGUAGAUAUAAAACACUGAAUUUAUAUUAAGUGUCAAAGUAUUCUUCCCCUCAAUGGAAUGAAAGGGAGGUACAAUAUAAGAAAACACCAAAACUCACACAGAGAACACAAAAGGAGACACAUCACAAUAGAAACAGAAAAUGAUGAAGAAAGUUGAUUUUCCUCCUCCCGCAACUUGGGAUUCGAGAGGCUAGAACUCUCUUCACCACAUUUAAUUUAAUAAGACAGAACUUCCCUCUCUCUCUGAACCAAAAGGAACAUUUAAAGACCCAGAAAGUUACCCCUAUCCCUAGGGGCAUUUCAUGCCUACUCAGAUAACACUUCUUUCCCCUUGCGGCCAGCAACCAUGGGAUAAUCUUCUACACUAGCAGUAUUGUCCCCUUCUUACCUCUUCUUUCUUUCGUCCUAAUAUGUCUUGGCGAACUCAGUAGCUCUAUGGAAUCUCUUUUCUAUUUUGAAAAACCUCCGCGUAGCUCCUCCAAAAAAUGAAGAGUUAAACAACGUAUUUCUUAUGAGUUUAGCUGAAAUACCACAAUCUUCCUAUGUUUAGGGAAUGCUUGUGUACAUUUAGGGGAAACUCUGUAAUUUGCCCUUUAUUCCAGGGGAAAUUUGGGCAGGUUUUGAAUAUAGAGGGAAUGUGUGCAACAAAAUUUAAGAGAAGUUUGUAUUAGUUUUUACAAUAUAGGGAUAUCUGUAUAAUUUUUGUAGAACUUAAAAGAGAUCUAUAUAAUUUAUAAUUUGUUGCCACUGGAUUUUUUUGCCAGCAAAAAAUUCCCAGUUUUGCCCCCAUAAUGAAUGCAAAUUGCGAUAGAGCUUACUAGCAUCUGCUAAGUUUCUAGGGUCUGGAUUUAUAGGGCAAUCAGAAAUAUUUUGUUAACUCAUAUUAGAAGUUGCUGUUCAGCUUGGGUUGCCAAUGGCUUGUGGUUAUUAUAAAGAUAUAUAUAGGUUCCACCGAAUCUUUUAUUUCGUUGAACAAAAAGUUUGGUGUGGGGUGUUCUGUAGUGGAACAGUAGGAGGGAGGAGUAAAAUGGUGUUGCCAAAUUGAUGGCCAAGCAAAAAAAAAAAAAAAAAAAAGGAAAUUGGUGGUGCCGAAUCAUUCCUUGGGAUCUUUUUUCAUUCAUUUCUAUAUUUUACUUUAAGAAAGGAGGAGUUAAUCAUUAAUGCUCUUUUUAAGCAAAUCCUUCCUAGGUCGCUGAAAGUUGUCAUAAUCAGUAUAGGAUAUGGGGCCUUCUCCAGAUUAGGAUUUGAAUUGCUUCGACGGUACCGUAACUUGCAUUGUGUGCUUGUAUAAUAUUUUUAAAUAUUCCCUGCGGAAUGGUUUACUUAGGCACAAC
Neltuma alba is the source of this 3169-nucleotide messenger RNA. Its product is annotated as serine/threonine protein phosphatase 2A 57 kDa regulatory subunit B' beta isoform-like. The transcript is spliced from 2 exons. Gene Ontology annotation, cellular component: protein phosphatase type 2A complex. NCBI's taxonomy places the organism in Eukaryota, Viridiplantae, Streptophyta, Magnoliopsida, Fabales, Fabaceae. The record is from RefSeq and is a predicted model, not a curated record. Gene Ontology annotation, biological process: signal transduction. Bases 473 to 1669 code for a protein of 398 amino acids. Gene Ontology annotation, molecular function: protein phosphatase regulator activity.